AUGCCCUCUCUUCGUUCCGGUGCGCGACUAUUUCAGUCACUGCGCACGAGUCCGUCCCAAUUGAACACGACAUUAUCUCGCCGUUUUUCCGACAAGUCUGAUUUAGCAGACAUUUCCUCUAUGAUUGGUGCGCCAAACUGGUCUGUCAAGUCGCUGCUACCGAACCCGGCAUCAAAGCCACCUCCAUCAAUCACACCGAAGGAACUCCACCAUCUACUGCGCAUCUCAGCCCUUCCCCAGCCCGCUAGCCCAGAGGAGGAGCAGUCAAUGCUCGAUACACUGGAGUCUCAAAUUCAUUUUGUCAAGGAGAUCCAGCUUGUCGAUACCACCGGCGUGGAACCACUUCCGAGAAUUCGUGAUGAAACUUCCGACGCAGUGAAGGAACAUACAAUUGGGGUCGAGCAACUUAAAGAGUACCUGGCCAAGGAACAUACGUCUGGGCGACGAGGCAAAAUCCAACGUAUCGUAGGUGUCAAGAAUGAUCGCCCGGAUGGGGAAGCAUGGGAUGGAAACGCACUCAAAUCCGCCACCAAAACGAAAGGGAAAUACUUCACGGUGGAAAUAGGCAACUAA
Molecule: messenger RNA, 573 nt
Organism: Penicillium salamii
Lineage: Eukaryota; Fungi; Ascomycota; Eurotiomycetes; Eurotiales; Aspergillaceae
Source: the annotation of a GenBank genome assembly